Molecule: messenger RNA, 1617 nt
Organism: Trypanosoma cruzi
Lineage: Eukaryota; Euglenozoa; Kinetoplastea; Trypanosomatida; Trypanosomatidae
Exons: 1
Coding region: 1-1617 (538 amino acids)
Source: RefSeq, a predicted model, not a curated record
AUGACGGCCGAAGGCGCCGAGCGGCAUCAAGAUGCUGGCAAUUCGAACGGCCUUUACGCCGUGUCAAAGAAGACGUUGACGAAAAGGAGGGAAUCAUGUGCACGUCAUUCUUCUCUAGUUUCACUCAAUUGUCAUGACGGUAGUGAUGAGAGUUGUCUGAAGUUUUUUAUUAUUUUCCGCAUGGAACAGCACGAGGUGGAGGUGGUGUGGUCCUACCCACUCCCUUUUGCCGCGGUGGAGGCGAGGCACCCGAAGUUUUUAGAGUUUGUCUACUCCAACUCCGGCAAUUCGUACUCUGUGGAGGACCUCAGCCACACAUUUGUUAUGACGGAUGGGCACGGGGUUCGCAUGUACGGGCACUGCACAGCCUUCGUGAAUGGAGAAGCAGCUGUUAGUCUCUCACCAUAUCCCUGGUGUCGUUUUUUUGCACAACUUGCCACACUCUUUCGCACGAACGGGUAUGACCAUGGGAAGGCGAUUGUGGAAGCGCUUUGUAGGAGCCCCACACCACCAUCCGGAAGUAAUUUUGUGCUGUCUACCAGCAUUCCCAUUGUAUUCCAAAGGCCAUAUGACAGGCUGUGUUCUUUUAUUGACACAUCCCCCAUUGACCUGAUUAAUAUAUUUCCGGAGACGGAGACGUUGUUUUCCGUCUUGGCCGAUUUAUUGCUGGAAAAGCGUGUUAUCGUAGUUGGGCCGAAUUUUGGCCUUGUCUCGCACGUAGUGAUGUCGCUGCAAAGCCUCAUCUCUCCUUUUGAUUGGAUGCAUAUUUUGGCUCCCAUUUUACCGAGUAGUCUUAUGGACGUCUUGGCAGCCCCGACGCCAUAUCUUGUAGGCAUUCUCAACUCACAGAUUCCACUGUUGGAGCGCGUGCCCAUUGAGAAUUGCGUGUUGAUUCACUUGGGAUCCACUGGAAUCUGCGAAGGCGUACGCUACCACAAUGAAGAAAAGCACUCGCUGCCCAAUUCAGGAACCUUCAGUGCACUUUGGAUAGGCUAUACAACUUUCAAGAUGCGGGACCCGCAUGAGCGGACGGCACGGGAUCUUUGCAGUCUUUUUCUAACUUAUUAUGCUGCAUUAUUAGGUGGUAUUGGGAUUUGUGGUGCGGGGGCCCACACGCUUUCCAAUGCAAGUCCAAAGGACGUCCCGUUCUAUAAGUCGCUUAUGAACACGCAAUGCUACAGCGCUCUUACAGAAACAAUUCAGGAGGCUUUGGCUGAUAAGAAUCAUGCGUGGAUAAACAAUGAAUUUUGUGUUGCACUUGUCCGAGGACACGCGAAGAUCUACCCUCAACAUUACCAGCAACUUAUUUUCGAGGAAAACAAGGGAGUUGAAUACACGACUCGUUACGAAAAUUGCUUUGGAAGUAGAGAAGAACUGACAGCACUUUCUGCCGCGAUUCACGGAUGUGGAGGACAUCAAAUGGGCGCUGGUAGGUUGUUUUGUCAGUGUCUGCGCGGUCUGAUGAAACAUCUGGUGUGCUUGAAGGAUCACUCUGUUUUGGUGACGCUAGAAGCCUCCAGUUUUGCUAGGGGCUAUGGGGAUUACGACUCUGACCCUCGGUACAGUCCUGAUUUUGUUGAGAUGAUGGUUGUCCAACCGUCCAAUGACACAAAGUGA